Messenger RNA from Didymella exigua CBS 183.55, 3405 nucleotides. RefSeq lists its product as uncharacterized. The record is from RefSeq and is a predicted model, not a curated record. Gene Ontology annotation, biological process: negative regulation of transcription by RNA polymerase II. Lineage: Eukaryota; Fungi; Ascomycota; Dothideomycetes; Pleosporales; Didymellaceae. The coding region runs from base 191 to 3364 and encodes 1057 amino acids. Gene Ontology annotation, cellular component: Sin3-type complex. Gene Ontology annotation, molecular function: histone deacetylase binding. The transcript has 5 exons.
CGCGUGGCUCCUAGCACAGGUCACUACAGGUAUAGGUGGACACCAGCCUCACCCUGAGUAUUCCGGCGAGUCUCCGUAUUCCGAGAUCACUUGAGUCAGCGUUUUGGACUCAGAGGUCCAAUACGUGGCCCAGUCUUCGGGCUUAACUCACGCGUCCAGGCUCUCAUCUACCAGGCUCGGUGCUCUCACAAUGCCGCCGAAACGGAAGAACAAACCAAUACCGCCAGCAAAGAAGACCAACCUCGGAGCUUCUGCGCGUGCCGGUACUAGCGCAGUACCCACUAAGCGAAAGCAACAAGGAGAAGACUGGAAACAGUCCCGACUGGCACCAGACAUCCCAUUACAUAUGACAACACGACGUGCUGCAAAGACGUCGUCUAAUCAUACGAGCCCGGCUGCGCCAUCAAGUGCAGCUUCCGGCAGUCGUCGUAGUUCAUUGAGCGACGUUGCGCAACAAUCAGACUUUGACGAUGAACCAGCCAAGCACAGCCGAAUGUCGACCGAGUCUGGUUCGCCAAAUGGUUCAUUUGGUAACAAUACUCCUCUGAAUGGAACUCAAACGCCAGAGCUGGACGAUUCUGUCUCCGAAGUGGCCCCGCAGGAGUCAAGGGCUGCUGGGAAGAGGAGGCGCGCAUCAGACGACUCGACGCAGUCCAGCAGAACGCGACCAAAUGGUGUUCUGACCCGUACUCAAAACGAUGUCUCCGAACAACAACCGCGCCGGAAAAAGCGCAAAACAGCCAGCGCACACGCCGAUUCAGCCUCCCAGCCUCCAGAUCUGACUGAUGCAAGCACGGCGCCGAAUUCUCCAGAACUAGUCCCUGAUGUUGCGAUCAGCCAGGACCUGCAGAAUGUCUUGCCUGCCAAUGGCGAUGGGCCUGCAAAGGUUCCAAAACGCCUACCCGGUCGCCGGCGCCAACCGCAUCCGGACAUGAACGUCGAAGUCGAUCUGCGCCGCCAGCUCAGCCUCAAAACGAGCUAUCGAAGCGUUGCGAAGGUACUAAAGGGAUUUUUAGAUGAAUUGGCCCAAAGAACGAUCAACAAUCUGGAUGACGAUUCAGAAUUCCAUAGGAAUUGUCCAGAGUACAAGCCGCUGAUCGAUGGUCUGGACAGGAAACGAGAUGUUCAGCUUGACUAUCUUGCCGCAUGGCGGUCAGAGAGGAUGGAUCAGCUGGAGCGAGUACGAAUCGCUGAAGAGCAGAUUCAGGAGCAGCAGUAUAUCAAUCGCUUCGAAGAUCUGCGAGACGACUGUCUGCAACGAUGCUAUUUCCGCAUGAAGCAGAUAGAGCGGGAGUGGAAAGCUGCGCAGGAUGACGCCACAGACGACGAGGACAAUGUGCUGCCACCUACUUACACUGAUGAUCCAGUCGAAGGCGCUGACAACAGACUUGGUUCCAAAUUUGCGUCGCGUAGUCGCGCAUACGUCGAGGCUGAUCGGGAACUUGAAAACGAUGUCAAGCGGAAGCUGUUCGAUCAGCUUCGUACGACCCAUGUUGAGAAAGAUGACGAUGCGGAUGACUCAAUCGAAGACCUCACAGGCGGCUUUGCUCGAUAUGCUGGACCUGACCGUACGGAAGCAACCGCACAUUACAACAUCAACAGUCUUGCAGAUGCUGCACACGAUAUCGAGAGGACGCCGUCGCCACCGAUUCGACUGCCGAAGGCUCAGGUCAUCCCUAAUGAUCAAGCAACUAUGCUCAUGUUCCUUGCGGAUCUUUCGACAGCACAGCCUAUCCAUAACCCCGACGCCGCGGCUCAGAACCCUAGGGACUCGUAUCAGCCUCCGUAUGCUGGACCAUCUAUGCUUGACCACCACCUUGCCAGGCAGUCGUCGCCGGUGCCAGCUUCGGGCUCCUCUUUGGCUAUAUCAUCCCAAGCGGCACUUGAUGAGUCGAUGAUUCCAGCGCAAUCAGGCUUUAGCCAUACCCAAUACACUUUACAGUCAGAACUCAACGGCAUACAUGCAGCAAAAACGCCUGAGGUGUCUGAAAAGCCAUCCGAGAAGCCCACUCCUGCACGAACGACCCACCGCAUCAUGGACAUGCUUAACAACGAUUCAGAUGUACCAGUCACGAAAGCACGAGCUUCAUUGCCCUCUGUACAAGAGCCUCAGCCACCAAAUACACCAUCUGGACGAGAAAAUGGUGUCAAACACGAGACGCCGUCACGAGGUGAUGCCGCACGCCUUGGGAACAUCGUCAAUCAACUGGAGAAAAACGAUCAGACUGAACAUCAUGUCGAUCAGCAGCUGAUGGACGCACUAAGUGGGCCUGUACUUCCAGCUACUGAACCACCAUCGCCAGCGCGACCGGUUCCAAUGCCAUGGCAGCAGUCAAGCGCUCUACCGCCACCAAGUAUACCGCCACCAAGGGAAGCCGACGAAUCCUUACGCCGAAAAGAUCCACGGGAAACGUUGCGCAGGAUUAGGGAACUGCUCGACCGCAAGGCAGAAGAGCACGGCAUGAAUAACCAAAAGGAUAGGUCUCACUGGUCUGCUGCGUACCUGGGAGGUGACAGUGAUCAUUUUGAUAGGCGCGAGGCGGCACCUGCUUACGAUCCACAACACCCCUCUGCUGGGUUGCAGGGUGCGUCUGACACACAUGGACACCUUUCGUAUCGUCGUGAAUCGUACGACCGAACAUCACACUGGGACCGUGAUAGGCGUCAAAGUGGCUCGCAAGUUUCUCGUCCCUCGCCAUAUCAGGGAAGUCCUCCGCAACCUUAUCACGGGGAACUAAGCAGACACACUCCCACCCAUCAGAGCCCAUAUGCCUCUUUACCACCAAAACCGCCUGGACCGCCUCCAGCAAAUCCUGGCAACUUCCGCUUCGCUCACUAUGAUCCUGUUCCGCCACCUCUAGCAACCAGGACCCCUUACCAACCGCCUACCUCGAAUUACCCACCGGCGUCGCAUCCUCCACACCCACCUCUACCGCCCGGUCCUUACGGUCACACUUACCCUUCUCCAUAUCAACACGCUUAUGCCCCACCGCCCGGUCCCUACCAGCCACAGCCUCCACCACUAAACGCGGCAUACCCACCGCUUAAAAUACACCAGUAUGGUGGUCAGCCUAUCCUCCCUGCCAGCAUGGCGCCUCCUCCAUACACAGGUCCGGUCCAGCAAGGUCAGCCUCCAGCCGCUAAUCUUGCAUUCUCACCGCCGCAAGGUCCAGCUUCAACACUGGUGCAGCCUCCUUUACAGCCAAACCCGCAGAGUGACCAGAUUGAUCGCCGAGACAGUAGCUUCAUGGGCCCGCAGAGCAGACCCAGACGUGCGUAUAGAAGUUACCAUGCCCCAGGUACCCAGUUCCGGACGUAUAAUGGACCUGGUGGUGGCAGAGGACGGGGCGGAGGCGGUGGUUAGGACAACCGCCUUCAAGGAAAUCCGCAGCUGAACUUGCGUAU